AUGUCCAUCAAACGCAUCAUAGCCACGACCUCCACGACCUCCAACCCUUCCACGACCUCCACCACUGCCACCUCCCCCUCUUCCUCCUCUCUGUCCGCCUUCACCUCCUGCACGACCUACAUCCAGUCCUUACCCCCUACCCUAUCCAACAGUACCAAACUCCAUCUCUACGCUCUCUACAAAAUCGCCACUUCUUCCCCCUACCCUUCUACGCCCCGUCCCGGAAUCUGGGAUUUCUCUACGAGGGCCAAAUGGGACGCUUGGAAUGAGUUGGGUCGAGGCGAGGUUGCGUUCUCGAUGGGUGGGGAGGAGAGUCGGACGAAUGCGAUCGAGGCUUAUGUUGAGGAAGGGAUGAGGUUGGGGUGGCGACCUGAACGAGGGGUCGAGGAAUUGGAGAGGGAGGGUUUGGACGUUCCGGAGGAGGAGGUGAGCGCGGGUGAGGGGAAGGGGAAGAGGAAGGAAGGGGGUGGUGCGGGUGCGGGUGCAGGUAGUGCGAUGGUCAAGGUAUCGACGAUGUUGAAUCAAGAGCAUGAAGAGGAUGAUGACGCGUCAGUUUCCUGAUCGGUAAAAGGAGUCCGCCUCGAGCGACGAUCUCAUCGAUUUGAAAAUUCCUCCUCUUUCCAGCCCUAAAUCACCUCUCCACGAACUCGCCCUCGACGGCGACGCCACAAGAUUAGAAGCCUAUCUCCAACAAAGAGCCAAAGAAGACCUCAACGUCGACGAACUGGAUUCCUACGGUUUCACACCGAUACACCUUGCGACGGAUCGAGGUAGGAGUGAAGCUAGCAGAAUUGCUCGGAGGUUUGCAUGGGGGGGGGGGGACCUGACCAUCUUGAGAUCACUUGUACACAGGUCAUUUGGACCUUGUCAAGAUCUUGCUUCGGUAUGGGGCGAAUAAGAAUAUACCUGUGAGUUCAAUAAUCCUACCAGACUUUUCGACGAAGCACGAAGCACGAUUCAUCGGACCUUUCUCCCUUCAGGACCAAGACGGGAACACGCCGCUCCAACUCGCCGAGAUGGCGGGCCACGACGAAUUGCUCGAAUUGUUGCGGUAG
Microbotryum saponariae is the source of this 1055-nucleotide messenger RNA. The record is from the annotation of a GenBank genome assembly. NCBI's taxonomy places the organism in Eukaryota, Fungi, Basidiomycota, Microbotryomycetes, Microbotryales, Microbotryaceae.